CGCGUUCUAUACACUCAUAUGGGCCGCCAGCAAACCCUAGCAAAGUUCUUCGAUAUGCCCAAGUCUGUCAAAACCCCUCCUCCCCAACAAGCAAGUCUAAAGGAGAUGUGGGGUAAGAGGCCGAUUGUCACAAAGACUGAGGAAGAGGACGAGAAGCAGGACGCCAUGGACAUUGAACCAGGAAACAACAGCAAAGCGGGGAGCUCUAAACGUACGGGUGCCCUCACAAGACCAGGCAGGUCGCCCAAAUUAAAGAAACGCAAGAUUGUUCAAUCUAAUGAUGAGCAGGAGGAGCAACCGAAGCGCUCAACUACAGCUGUUGUGGUUGAAUCCGGCAAACCAACAUCGGAUGAUCCAGCGACGUUCUCAUCCCAGUCUUUGAAGAGGAAACAGAAGGAGAGCGUGGACGCAGUGGAAGACAUGGAUGCCGCGGCAAGUGCGGGAGAGGGCGAGGAGGAGGUUGAGAAUGAUGACAGCGAUAUGGAAGUCGAUGAUGGCGUCGUGUCGGUCAGUGCUCAGGCCGCUUUGCGGAGGAAAGGAGAAGUCGACGUCAAAGGUGGUUGGAAAGUGGGGGAACCGGUGCUAUAUGCAGCACUAACCAAAGCCUUCUCACUCAUUGAGGCCACUACGAAGCGGCUAGAAAAAACCGCCAUAUUGACAUCUUUCCUCCUCCUCGUAAUACAGAGAAGCGCAAAGGCUGACCACAACUCUCUUCUACAAGCGGUCUAUCUUUGUAUCAACAGAUUGAGUCCAGAUUAUGUUGGUGUUGAGCUGGGUAUCGGGGAAAGCCUCCUCAUCAAAGCUAUCGCAGAGUCGACGGGCCGUAGCCUUUCCCUUAUUAAAGCAGACCUGAAGCGAGAGGGUGAUCUGGGACUAGUGGCCAUGAACUCCAAAAACAGCCAAAAGACGCUAUUCAAACCCAAACCAUUGACUUUGCCAUUUGUGUUUUCAAAUCUCCGAGAUAUCGCGCUAACUACUGGCAAUUCGUCGCAAGCAAAGAAGGUGUCCGUCAUCACCAAGCUUUUGGCUGCAUGUCAAGACUUUGAAGCAAAAUACAUUGUUCGAAGCUUGGAGGGCAAGCUGCGCAUAGGCAAUGCUGAGAGAUCGGUGCUCGUAGCCCUAGCUCAAGCUGUGGUCCUGGCAGAGAAAGAAAAAGUUGGGAAGAAGUGGAGUCAAGAAAAACUCACAGCUCGACUCGAAGAAGGCGCCAACAUAAUCAAAGCUGUUUACAGCGAGCUUCCAUCCUACGACAAAGUCAUCCCAGCUUUGCUCGAAGUUGGAAUCGAUGGUUUACGGGAUAAAUGUAAGCUUACUCCUGGUGUACCCCUGAAGCCCAUGCUCGCCAAACCCACAAAAGCGAUUGGAGAGGUGCUCGAUCGCUUUGAAAAUAAACGAUUCACCUGCGAAUAUAAAUAUGAUGGUGAACGAGCGCAGGUGCAUAAACUGGAAGACGGGACUGUUGAUGUCUUUAGCAGAAAUUCAGAAGAUAUGAGCAAAAAGUAUCCGGACCUUGUUGAUCAACUCCCAAGGUGUAUCAAAGAGUCAACGAAGUCCUUCGUGUUGGACGCAGAAGCCGUUGCUAUCGAUCGCUUAACAGGGAAAUUGAUGCCAUUCCAAGAACUAAGCCGGCGUAAGCGUAAAGAUGUCAAGGUUGAGGAUAUUCAAGUUCAAGUCUGUCUCUUUGCUUUCGACCUCCUUUACCUCAACGGCGAGCCGUUACUGCAAAGACCACUGUACGAGCGACGAGAACUGCUAAGGCAAUAUUUCACCCCCGUACCGGGGGAAUUUGAUUUUGCGAAGUCUUCGGACAGCGAAACCACUGAGGAAAUUCAGACAUUCUUGGAAGAAAGUGUCAAGGAUGGCUGCGAAGGGUUGAUGGUGAAGAUGCUGGACAGCGACGCCAGCUAUUACGAACCCAGUCGAAGAAGUGUCAACUGGCUGAAGUUGAAAAAGGAUUAUCUCGCAGGAGUCGGAGACUCGCUCGAUCUGGUGGUGGUCGGGGGCUACUACGGGAAAGGGAAAAGGACCAACGUCUACGGCGCGUUCCUUCUUGCAUGCUAUGACAGUGAGUCGGAAGAAUACCAAACGAUUUGCAAAAUCGGCACCGGCUUUAGUGAAGAAAACCUUCAAGCACAUUACGAUGCACUCAAACCAUUGGAAACGACGAAAGUUCGGGGUGACAUAAAAGUCGGCGGAGCAAAGCCGGAUAUUUGGUUUGAGCCCAAAAUCGUUUGGGAGGUUCUGACGGCUGAUCUCAGCCUGAGUCCCAUUUACACUGCUGCUCAAGGACUGGUCGAGGAUCGGGGUAUUUCACUGCGAUUCCCGCGUUUUAUUCGGGUACGCGACGACAAAGGUCCCGACGACGCGACUGGACCUGAGCAGAUCGCGGAAAUGUAUGAGCGGCAAGCACUAGCUCAAAGUAACGGUAAGAAGAAGAAAGGUGGCGACGCUGACGAUGGAUUCUGGUGA
This is a messenger RNA of Laccaria bicolor S238N-H82, 2469 nucleotides long. RefSeq lists its product as uncharacterized. Gene Ontology annotation, cellular component: mitochondrion; nucleus. Bases 19 to 2469 code for a protein of 816 amino acids. Gene Ontology annotation, molecular function: DNA binding; ATP binding; DNA ligase (ATP) activity. Lineage: Eukaryota; Fungi; Basidiomycota; Agaricomycetes; Agaricales; Hydnangiaceae. The record is from RefSeq and is a predicted model, not a curated record. The transcript has 18 exons. Gene Ontology annotation, biological process: lagging strand elongation; DNA repair; DNA recombination.